CUGUGCUGUCGCUUCCUUCAUUGGCAGGAUAAGCAGCACACUGCAAGCUACUGUGAUGGGCUGCUUUUGAAAAGACACAAAUACACUUCAGUCUUAAAUAGUGCCGAUUAAACUUAGCAGAUCCACAAGGACCGUCCGAACCUUGAAUUUAACAAUAUUUUGACAGAAUGACGAGAAAAGGUUGGGAUGAAGAGCUCUUGGAUCAUGCUGUAAAGUCACAGUAAAACACAAACUUGUUUCUUCAGUUUUACCUGAUACAUGUGUACAAUGGCAUCAAGAAAUGAAAUUCAAGAUAUUUACUGAAGCUUAGGUUAAGUGGUGAAAGCUUUGGGACCAUCAGCUCUUCUUGUAGUGGGGAGUGAGCUGGCCAUGUCAGGGGUCCCAACCCCUCCUCCUCCAGGGGAGAUGUCCAGUGGGCCUGUGGCUGAGAGCUGGUGCUAUACCCAGGUCAAAGUAGUGAAAUUUUCCUACAUGUGGACCAUAAACAACUUCAGCUUCUGUCGAGAAGAGAUGGGUGAAGUAUUGAAGAGCUCUACCUUCUCCUCAGGGCCUAAUGAUAAGAUGAAAUGGUGCCUACGGGUCAAUCCGAAGGGACUCGAUGAUGAAAGUAAAGAUUAUCUAUCGCUAUAUUUGCUACUAGUUAGUUGUCCAAAAAGUGAAGUCAGAGCAAAGUUCAAGUUUUCUUUACUGAACGCUAAACGGGAGGAGACAAAAGCUAUGGAAAGCCAAAGAGCUUAUCGGUUCGUCCAAGGCAAAGACUGGGGCUUCAAAAAAUUUAUUAGGAGAGAUUUUCUGCUUGAUGAAGCAAAUGGGCUGCUACCAGAUGAUAAACUCACGUUAUUUUGUGAGGUAAGUGUUGUCCAGGACUCUGUGAACAUCUCCGGACAGUCCAACAUGAACAUGUUGAAGGUUCCGGAGUGCCAGCUGUCCGAUGACCUGGGUAACUUGUGGGAAUGCUCACGCUUCACGGACUGCACUCUAUAUGUGGGAGGGCAGGAGUUCAAAGCCCACAAAUCCAUCCUGGCAGCGAGGUCACUGGUCUUUAAUGCCAUGUUUGAACAUGAAAUGGAGGAGAGUAAAAAGAACCGGGUGGACAUCAGCGAUGUUGAACCAGAGGUUUUCAAAGAAAUGAUGGGCUUCAUAUACACAGGAAAAGCACCAAAUUUAGAGAAAAUUGCUGAUAGUUUAUUAGCCGCAGCUGAUAAAUACGCUCUGGAGCGCUUAAAGGUCAUGUGUGAGGAAGCCCUUUGCAACAGCCUCUCGGUGGAGAACGUGGCAGACACCCUCAUCCUGGCCGACUUGCACAGCGCAGAGCAGCUCAAAGCACAGGCCAUAGAUUUUAUCAACAGGUGCAGUGUCCUCCGACAGCUGGGCUGUAAAGAUGGGAAAAACUGGAAUAGCAAUCAUGCCACGGACAUAAUGGAGACCGCGGGCUGGAAGUCAAUGAUCCAGUCUCAUCCUCACUUAGUGGCGGAGGCUUUCCGUGCACUCGCGUCAGCACAGUGCCCCCACUUCGGUCUGCCCAGGAAGCGCCUAAAACAGUCGUGACGAUGUUCCUGCUUCUCUCUUGGGCCUGUCCUGGGGCAAAAGCCAGAAAACUGCAGAGUUUUGACUCUAUCCCAUUGUCAUCCGACCUGACAGCAUGUGACUGGGACAGGCUGGCUUCUCAACGGCAGCGAAAGCUGUUCACACCCUUCCUGAGCGAUGGGUUCGGCAUCUGAGCUUUAUUUUGCGAAUCUUUCUGUCACUUCAAACAGCCUUAAACUAUCUGCCAUGACUCUUGUGUGGAGUAUUUGAAUUCUCUCAGUUCUACUCUGUGCCUGCCUUGUCCCAUGAGACCAGGCCUCUUCCCUGUUGCACUAGUUCCCAAAGUCUCGCUGUUUUAUAUGGCGCUUUCUAGGAAUGCGUCAGGAGUUCAAUCCAUGGGGAAAUAGUAUAUACUCCUAAUGUUUAGUUGUGCGACUAGACAUUAAAUAAAUGUUAACACAAUGAGUGCAAGGUAAUUUCUUUACACUUUUUGAAAAGAUAGCUAUGCCCCAUAUUGAUGGCACGAUUUCUAUGUAAAGACACAGUUUAGCCAGGGGGGGAGGAGAGAAUACUAGUACUAUUCCAUAUUGUGGGAAAAUAUGCAUUUCAGAUAUUUGUAUUGAUGUUUGUAACAAGGAAUUAUUGUUUCUGUCCUGCCCCUUGACCUGUGAUAACAUUCAAAGUGUCAUCUAUUCACAAGUUUACAAACGACUACAUUUUUGAGACUCAAUAGUGUUGCUUCCCUUAAAUUGGUCUGCCAAAUACAGACAAGUAGUUUGAAGUUGUCUGGCCCAUAAUUGCAUUUGUGUAACCUGAUUGAACUAGUCAAGACAAUCCAUCUUCGCACACACUGUCCUCUGUGAUCAGGAAAUAUUUGGAUGCUGAGCAUCAGUGUGGCAUUACUGAGUAUGUUAUAUGGAUGGACUGAUGAAUGUGUGAUUGGGAAGUACAGAAAGAUUGGUUGUCAUCGAUCUAUCAGAGUUUUGUUUUGUUUUGAGCUGUGGUGUUACAGUCGAACCGACAGUGAUUUGGGCGACUCUACAUUGUCAUGCUAUACUGACUUAUUUUGUUAAAGGACAUGUUUUGUGAAGAUGUCUGGAUUUUGUUCCAUCUUUUAAAAAAAUAUUGUCUGCGAGAAUGCCUGCAUUAACUCAUUAAAAAGGUUUUUCAGCAUUCAGUGGUGUUU
Sinocyclocheilus anshuiensis is the source of this 2713-nucleotide messenger RNA. RefSeq names its product speckle-type POZ protein-like A. Lineage: Eukaryota; Metazoa; Chordata; Actinopteri; Cypriniformes; Cyprinidae. The record is from RefSeq and is a predicted model, not a curated record. The transcript has 12 exons. Bases 370 to 1548 code for a protein of 392 amino acids. Gene Ontology annotation, molecular function: protein binding.